GCCCCGCUCCUCCCGCCACUGGCAGCUCUAAGAUGCCCCGCUAUGAACUGGCUUUGAUCGUGAAAGCCAUGCAGAGGGGUUGGUACAGUAGGCCUCACUAAACUUAGCUGCAACUAAGAAUUUCUCCUACAUCAACUGAGUUAAGGCUGAUGCUCUUGUGGAAUGUGGAUUAAAAGUGCGUGCUAAGUUCCCAAAUUUGAGAAGCGGAGAAAAGUAAAUGUACCACUGCCACCAGCAUCAGGACAGCAAACCAAGGGACAAAGAAUUUGACCCGCUGUGUUGAUUUUGGUUAAAACUGGUUCACGUGGUGCUUAAGAGACGUUGGCUGGGGGGCGAGAAGUGGACGUCAGCGAAAGCUUUUUUUUGGUUACAAAAAUGAGGGCUUCUUUGGAGCCAGCAGACAUUGCCAUUGUGGCCCUGUACUUCGUGCUUGUAAUGUGCAUAGGUUUCUUUGCCAUGUGGAAAAGCAAUCGGAGCACCGUGAGUGGCUACUUUUUGGCAGGGCGUUCUAUGACCUGGGUAGCUAUCGGGGCCUCGUUGUUUGUGAGCAAUAUUGGAAGUGAACAUUUCAUUGGGCUCGCAGGAUCUGGAGCGGCGAGCGGAUUCGCCGUAGGCGCGUGGGAGUUCAACGCCUUAAUGCUUUUGCAGCUUUUGGGAUGGGUCUUCGUGCCAGUCUACAUCCGGUCGGGAGUGUACACCAUGCCCGAAUACUUGUCCAAGCGGUUCGGAGGGCAUAGGAUUCAAAUCUAUUUUGCAGCGUUGUCUCUAAUCCUUUAUAUCUUCACCAAACUCUCGGUUGACUUGUAUUCAGGGGCGCUUUUUAUCCAAGAGUCCCUAGGGUGGAACCUGUACCUGUCGGUGAUCCUGCUGAUCGGAAUGACGGCGCUGCUGACGGUGACCGGAGGGCUGGUGGCCGUCAUCUACACGGACACCCUCCAGGCGCUGCUUAUGAUCGUCGGGGCCCUCACGCUCAUGAUCAUAAGCCUCAUGGAGGUCGGUGGGUUUGAAGAAGUGAAAAGGAGGUACAUGUUGGCCUCACCAAACAUCACCUCCAUCCUGCUGACCUACAACAUCUCCAACACCAACUCCUGCAACGUCAGCCCGAAGCCCGACUCUCUGAAAAUGCUGCGCGAGCCGACGGACGAGGACAUUCCCUGGCCCGGAUUUCUGCUGGGACAGACCCCGGCCUCGGUGUGGUACUGGUGCGCCGACCAAGUCAUCGUGCAGAGAGUUCUGGCCGCCAAAAACAUCGCUCAUGCCAAAGGCUCCACCCUCAUGGCCGGCUUCCUGAAGCUGCUGCCCAUGUUCAUCAUCGUGGUGCCGGGCAUGAUCUCCCGCAUCCUGUUUGUGGAUGACAUUGCCUGCAUCAACCCCGAGCACUGCUUCCAGGUGUGCGGGAGCAGGGCCGGCUGCUCCAACAUCGCCUACCCGCGCCUGGUGAUGAACCUGGUGCCCGUGGGGCUGCGCGGGCUCAUGAUGGCCGUGAUGAUCGCCGCCCUCAUGAGCGACCUGGACUCCAUCUUCAACAGCGCCAGCACCAUCUUCACCCUCGACGUCUACAAACUGCUGCGGAAGAGCGCGACCUCCCGGGAGCUGAUGAUCGUGGGCAGGGUCUUCGUGGCCUUCAUGGUGGUGAUCAGCAUCGCCUGGGUGCCCAUCAUCGUGGAGAUGCAGGGCGGGCAGAUGUACCUGUACAUCCAGGAGGUGGCGGAUUACCUGACGCCGCCGGUGGCCGCCCUGUUCCUCAUGGCCAUCUUCUGGAAGCGUUGCAACGAGCAAGGAGCUUUCUACGGCGGCAUGGCCGGCUUCGUGCUGGGCGCCAUCCGCCUGGUCCUGGCCUUCUUCUACCGCGCUCCCGAGUGCGACCAGCCCGACACCAGGCCCGGCUUCAUCAAGAACAUCCAUUACAUGUACGUGGCCACGGGCCUGUUCUGGAUCACCGGCGUGGUGACGGUCGUGGUGAGCCUGCUGACGCCGCCGCCCACCAAGGAGCAGGUGAGGACCACCACGUUCUGGGCCCUGAGGAAGCGCAGCGUGCCCGAGAGCGCCGGCAAAGGGGAGCUGUACCAGGCGCAGGAGAAGAGCAUCCUCAAGUGCAACGCCAACCACAUCAUCCCCAACGGCAAGUCGGAGGAGAACAUCAUUAAAAACGUCAAGCCGGAGGACAUCAACCUGCUGGUGACGUGCAGGGACGACAGCAACCCGGUGAUCUCGGUGAGCCACUCCGAGGUGGAGACGCCCGUGGAUUGUUAUUCCAACGGACAGGCCGCCCUGAUGGGGGAGAAAAAGCACGAGGAGGAGGAGGAGGGGACUGACGACAGGGCGAGACAUUUGAAAUUCAUAGAUUGGUUCUGUGGCUUUAAAAGUAAAAACAUAAACAAGAGAGUGGUUCGGGAGGUCGAGGAAGAGACUGUUUGUUUACAAAUGCUGGAAGAGACUCCAAAAGUUAAACUAUUACUAAAUACUGGACUGGUCUGUGUCUGUUCAAUUGGAAUCUUCAUGUUUGUCUACUUCUCUUUGUGAGUGAAUAGUGAACUUUUAAGGGUAUGGCUUAAACAUACAGAAGUUGAUACAGGUCUCUGGAGAUUUUUUUUUUUGGUUUUUCUUUUCUUUUCAAACAACAUAACCACAACCCAGGCAUUGUUUACGCUAUAAUUGUAAGAUCAACUCAGCUUUAGCCUAUUUCGAGACCAUUUGAAAUGUGUUGUCCUCCCUCUGCUGCAAGCAGAACCUGUCCUGUGGUGGCUUUUUCUUUUUCCCCUUUUGUGUUUGUUUUGUUUUUUUGUUUGUUGGUUUUGUUUUUUUUUUUCCAUUUGCAGCACUAACCUUUUGUUUUUCUGUGUAUAAAUAUACCAAAGGCGGGCAGGUGGCUGUGUUUGAAGUCAGGCAGUUACAGCUCAGUCAGCAUUAAGUGAAGAUAACAGGUAAUCAGUUAGCAGUGUGUAAAAUCUGAGUGAUUAAAGCUGUAUCAAAAGAUUUUUAAAUGCAGAGCUGUGAUGCACAUUUAUAAAAUAACUGAAUUACCUUGGCCAACUUAGCGCUUUUUAAUUGCACUCGCUGCUUUUUUUUUUCUUUCUUUCAGUUUC
Molecule: messenger RNA, 3086 nt
Organism: Sturnus vulgaris (Common starling)
Lineage: Eukaryota; Metazoa; Chordata; Aves; Passeriformes; Sturnidae
Source: RefSeq, a predicted model, not a curated record